AUGGAAUUCUUCGAAUCUGAGCUUCUCCCUUCCAUCUCCCUUCGGUCGUCGAUCUGGCUAAGCAAACCCAUGCAUAAUGGUAUGUACAUACACUUCUUGUCAUACCACCCUCUCCAUGUGAAGAGAGGUGUUGCUACCUCGCUGUUCCUUCGCGCCCUUCGCAUCUGUGACCCCCAGUACCUGGAUGGAGAGAUUGUCUUCCUUCGUCGGUCGUUCUCCAAACUUGGCUACCUUGGUCAUGUUCUCGACGCCGCGUUAUCCAGGGCACGGCGUACCUUCUUCCACGACUCUCCUCCUAAAGAGACUCCUCACCUGCCCGUCCUCAGCCUGCCCUACACUGAGGAAAUAUAC
Molecule: messenger RNA, 351 nt
Organism: Penaeus monodon (black tiger shrimp)
Lineage: Eukaryota; Metazoa; Arthropoda; Malacostraca; Decapoda; Penaeidae
Exons: 2
Source: RefSeq, a predicted model, not a curated record